This is a messenger RNA of Ramularia collo-cygni, 411 nucleotides long. Its product is annotated as probable prefoldin subunit 4. The record is from RefSeq and is a predicted model, not a curated record. Gene Ontology annotation, biological process: protein folding. Lineage: Eukaryota; Fungi; Ascomycota; Dothideomycetes; Mycosphaerellales; Mycosphaerellaceae. The transcript has 4 exons. Bases 1 to 411 code for a protein of 136 amino acids. Gene Ontology annotation, cellular component: cytoplasm; prefoldin complex.
AUGUUAUCAAGGCGGAUGCUCUCCCGAGAGGAGGAAGCCACGAUCGGCGAAGAAAAGGAAGUCCGACGUGAAGACCAAGAAAAGAUCAAUCGCUUCUCCAGACUUCACUCGCGCGAGAAGGGAUUAGAGGAGGAUCUCAAGGUCAAACAAAAAGACAAGGAGGAUCUAGAGGAAAUCAGCGGCGAGCUCGAACUCGCAGAUGAAGACGACAAAGUCCCGUAUCGGAUAGGGGACUCGUUCUUCUCGCUGCCAGUGCCCGAAGUUCAGGAGCUGCUCACGGCUUCCGUCGAGCGCAUUGAUGGUGAGGUUUCGACUGUGGAAGAGAAGCUCGGCGAGCUACGCGAGGAGAUGCAAGAAUUGAAGGCUGCAUUAUACGGUCGGUUUGGCAAAAGCAUUAACCUCGAGGCUUGA